AUGUCGAACAACAAGGCGGAGGGGCGCCGCGAAGAGGCUCUCGCCAAGCAGCGCAACCUCAUGCGCGAGGAUUUCGAACGGCAGAAGCAGACCCUCAUCCAGGAAACGGAGAAGGCGCGACCAUCCUCAAACCGUUUCGUUGGGCAGAAUGAUUCCAUGGAGGACACGCUCAAGAAGAGCACCGUGGGUCUUGUCAAGCUGGAGGAGUUUCAGCAGCGUAGGAAGGAGUUGGAAGAGGCAAAGGCCCGUGAGGCUGCGCGCACGAACGAACUCAAGUAUUGGUUGCUUAGGGAUGAGAAGAAGGUGAAGAAACGCAAGAAGGCGGCCAAAGCCACACUCUCAUUCGCGCUGGACGAUGAUGAGGGCGAAAAUGACUCUCUGGUCAAUGGAGAUGAGCCUCCCGUGAAACGACCAAAGUCACGCAAGAAUCCUGAGGUAGACACCUCUUUUCUUCCGGACCGAGACCGGGAGGAGGCCGAGCGAAGGGAGCGUGAAGAGCUCCGCCAGGAAUGGCUGCGCAAGCAGGAAGAGCUCAAGAAAGAGGACAUCGAGAUCACGUAUUCCUACUGGGACGGAAGUGGGCAUCGUAAGAGUGUGAUGUGCAAGAAGAGCGAUACUAUUUCAGGCUUUCUUGAGAAAUGUCGACAGCAGUUCCCAGAACUGCGCGGCGUGAGUGUGGACAACCUUAUGUAUGUCAAGGAAGAUUUGAUCAUUCCCGGGCACUACACCUUCUACGACUUCAUCGUGAACAAAGCUCGUGGGAAGUCGGGUCCCCUGUUCAAUUUCGACGUGCAUGACGACAUUCGGCUACUGGCCGACGCAUCCGUCGAGAAGGACGAGUCCCACGCGGGCAAGGUGGUCGAGAGAAGCUGGUAUCAGCGGAACAAACACAUUUUCCCCGCGUCUCGGUGGGAGGUCUACGAUCCCGACAAGAACUAUGGGAAGUAUACCAUCUCAUAG
This is a messenger RNA of Epithele typhae, 960 nucleotides long. RefSeq names its product XAP5-domain-containing protein. Bases 1 to 960 code for a protein of 319 amino acids. Lineage: Eukaryota; Fungi; Basidiomycota; Agaricomycetes; Polyporales; Epitheliaceae. The record is from RefSeq and is a predicted model, not a curated record. Gene Ontology annotation, biological process: chromatin organization. Gene Ontology annotation, cellular component: nucleus. The transcript is spliced from 6 exons.